This is a messenger RNA of Drosophila busckii, 2467 nucleotides long. RefSeq names its product enhancer of mRNA-decapping protein 3 (gene Edc3). The record is from RefSeq and is a predicted model, not a curated record. Gene Ontology annotation, cellular component: P-body. Gene Ontology annotation, biological process: deadenylation-independent decapping of nuclear-transcribed mRNA; P-body assembly. The transcript is spliced from 5 exons. Gene Ontology annotation, molecular function: mRNA binding. NCBI's taxonomy places the organism in Eukaryota, Metazoa, Arthropoda, Insecta, Diptera, Drosophilidae. The coding region runs from base 186 to 2099 and encodes 637 amino acids.
AUUCUCAGCAAUCAGAACUUAGCUCGCUUAGUUCGCUACAAUUCAUAAAUUUACGUUUAAAGCUUUUGAGCACGCUGCUUUAAAGUUGCGUCGUAAUUGCGUAUCAACAACAACAAACCAUAAACAGCCAACGCUGACAAAAAUCCAACUAUUUUGCUGUUUUGUGUAGUAGCUAUAUAUUUUACAUGGGUUUAACAGAUCAAGACUGGAUUGGCAGUGCGGUCAGCUUGACCUGCGACGACGAGCUGGGAGUUUUUCAGGGGCAGAUUCAGAAAAUAUCUGCUGAAGAAAUAACAAUAGUGCGCGCUUUUCGGAAUGGCGUGCCUCUGCGUAAGCAGAACGCUGAAGUUGUACUUCGCUGUUCUGAUAUAAGAAGCAUUAAUCUUAUAGAACCAUUUAAAGAUAUUGAGACUACGACUCCGACUGUAAUUAACAGACCCACGCCGGUAAAAUUACCAAAUUUUUCCAACAUUUUGGGCAAACAACAAAAACUACAAUUACAACAAAAACAUCCACAUAAUCAUAACCAAGCGAACGGUGAAAACUAUCCCAGUAGCAACUCUGCACUGAACAAUAAUAUGCAGCAAAUGAUGCUUAAUUUAAAUUUAAGUGCUCAAACAGGAACGCAAAGCGCACUGCAAAACUCACGUACCUCCUCUGCCCAGCAGCAACAACAACAACAACAACAACAACACCAGGUGCAUCAGAUGGCAACAACACCAAAAACAGUUUCCGCGUUCUUUGGCAACAUGAUUCCAAGUAAGGUAGAGGUUAAACUGGGUUGCGCUGGAUAUAGUGCCAGCGGAAACGUUGGAGGAGGCGUUAACCAUGUCGAAAGCUACUGUAGUAGUAGUGCAGAUGGCAGCAGCGGCAGUGGUGAAGUAGUUGCUGCUAUCAGCAAGCCUAUUGACAUUAUUCAAAGCGGCAAUAGUGGAUACUUCAACUCUGCGCCGUCAAACUAUAGCAAGAGUCGACGCAACACAGCACAAAACGUUGGCUUUAACUCUACUUCUUAUUCAGCUAAUGGAAAUGGAAAUGGUAAUGCUAAAAACAAACAGCGCAAUCGGAUUCGUCGCGAAAGUAGCAUACGGCAGCAACAGGAGCAAACUUUUGGCAGCGAAGCUGAUGAUCCACUAUUGCGUGAAGACUUUGACUUUGAAGGAAAUCUUGCCCUUUUUGACAAGCAGGCUAUUUGGGAUGAUAUUGAAUCGACGCAUCAGAAGCCAGAUCUAGUACGCCAUGCCGUUCAUGCUCAAAAGCAGCAUGAAGAAAAAAAAUAUCGUCAUGAUGAAAACAUUUUAGCCAGCAAGCCAUUGCAACUACGACAAAUACAGAGUAUGUUUGAUGGCAGCAAGUCGUUUGUUACUGACGAUGGCCUAAUAAUACCCACUAUACCGGCUUAUGUGCGUCAAAAGAUUGAGCUUAGCGCCGAGAAAGCCGGAUUAUCUCAACAGCGCCAAAUUGAUUUACUAGCGCGUGGCGCUAGUGAUUUAGCAAUCACACUGCUAGGAGGAGCUCGUCGGUUGACACCAGCAAAUAAUCAUCAGUGGCCAAAGAUAGCCAUUAUUUGUGAGGAGGUUAACUCAGUUAGAGCAAGCAACAUUGGAUGCGCCACUGGACGGCACUUAGCCUCCCAUGGAUUGACCGUAUUUCUUUAUUUGGGGAAAUCUGCUGCUUUUGAUGAAAAGAAUAUCAGCUCCGAAAUAUCAUUGUUCAAAGCUACUGACAGCACCAUAGUACACUCAUUGGACGCAUUGCCCACAACAGAUUUGGUCAUACUAUCAUCAAAUACCUAUAAGCUAUCAGAUACAGUGAAAAAAUGGAUCAGCAUAAACAGAUCAUCAAUACUCGCCGUCGAUCCUCCACCAAGUGGUAUUCAGGAUGUUGGGAUCAAAUAUUCAAUUUUUCCUAUAUUACCAUUAAUACAAGAGCAAAAUAAUUUAAAUGCUGAAGCUACAUUACCUACAGCAACGAAUAUAUGUGGCAAACUGUAUUUGUGUAACUUAGGAAUACCAGUUAAAUUUUAUCGAGAUUGUGGUAUUAAGUACAAAAGUCCAUAUGGACACAAAGAUGUGAUACCAAUUCACUCUAGGGACUGAGCAGGAACAUACUUACCAUACAAGCAGCUGCACUUUCAAUUCUAUGAAACACAUUUAAAUCCCUUAGCCCGUGUGUUAAAUUUUAUGAUUUGUCUAUAUGAUUAUUAUUGUAAGUCUCUUAUUACUCCAUGUUUUCUUUACGAUUAGUUUUAUCUAAGUCGUAAUGCGUGGCCUAAUGUUUCAUCUUUUCUGUCAAUGAAUGUUCCUGAAUUAUUCUAGUGAUCAUUUUUAAAUAAAACUUCUAUAUUUUACUUGACUCUUGUGCAUAAGCAAACUAGUCUUCAAUUUAAAAAAUUCUUAUUCUUGUGUGCAUCGUAAAACAAAUCGCAGCUGCUUACCGGCUUAAUCAUAAGAAAUUUUAAAUUAAU